AUGGGCAACAGACUGGAACAUCCACCACCACCACCAAAUGUACCUCGCCAUUUGCCACCAAAAUUGCCUACGUACAAACAAAGCAUGAAACAAGACGCCAACAGAUAUAGAAGGGUACGUCACCAGACCCCAUUUUUUCAGAGGCACGGCACUCGGCGACGUCGCCGCAACUUUGAUGCUGAACAUUUGGACGAACCAGAACACAGUGAAGAUGGCCCGAGGGCUUUAGAUAGACAACCACCCCGCCGAAGACGUGGCCCUUUCGGUGGGAUAUUCGGGAAAAUUGGACAAUUGCCAUACAAACAACAGCAAGGUUACCCAGGGUACCCGAAUCAAGGCUAUCCACCUCAAGGCUACCCACCACAUGGGUACCCCCCACCUCAAGGAUACCCCCCACCACAAGGGUAUCCUCCACCGCAAGGGUACCCUCCACCGCAUGGGUACCCCCCACCACAUGGGUACCCCCCACCACAAGGGUACCCACCACCACAAGGGUACCCCCCACCACAAGGGUACCCUCCACCACAAGGGUACCCUCCACAACAAGGAUACCCUCCACAACAACAACCGCAAGGUGGUACUGGAUGCUGUGCCCCCCUUUUGGGCUGUCUGGCUGCUAUACUUUGCUGCUGCGGUCCGUCCUUGUUGUCAGCUCUAGGUUUAGGGCAUCCUGAAGGAAUGCGAGAAGGAGAAAACAGUGACGUACCUGAUGGUGGGCCUGCGGAGACUCCUGUUCCUAUGGAGACUCAUGUACCUGAAACUAGUGAAGAGGACAGUUAG
Arctia plantaginis is the source of this 780-nucleotide messenger RNA. The record is from the annotation of a GenBank genome assembly. Lineage: Eukaryota; Metazoa; Arthropoda; Insecta; Lepidoptera; Erebidae.